This is a messenger RNA of Marchantia polymorpha subsp. ruderalis, 1797 nucleotides long. The record is from the annotation of a GenBank genome assembly. NCBI's taxonomy places the organism in Eukaryota, Viridiplantae, Streptophyta, Marchantiopsida, Marchantiales, Marchantiaceae.
CUAAAAUCUUCGCACAUCCGAACGCAAGCGAGGCUGUGGUCCACUCGUGUCACUACCAUGGCCGCAGACCAUGUUUCGGAUUCUGGUUCUGAGGUUUAAGCCGGUGCAGUCUCGGAUGCUCGAAUCUCAGAGUGUGUCUCCGAGGAAUUGUGAUUCCAGCAGUCUGUAAUUUCGAGCACAGGAGCAACGACAUUUCAGCUCGUUCGUUCCAAGGAUGAAUCUCGCCGCCGGAGCAUCGCCGCUGCUGCAUUCGGGGAUUCGCCUCCCCAGAUUGCGUGUCGACGCGAGCGACGGGUUUCUCCUCGGCGCGAGGUCGCGUCGGGGUUUAUCCGAAGCAGAGAAUGACAUUAUGGAGCUGGAGGACGAGCUGGUGGUAGAUCCUGACAUGUUCGAGGAGGUUUUUCCGACCGUGCGGAGGGAGACGCCGAAGACUGCCAAGCCAGGACGUUCAGCAAACAGAAUCCUCGAGGAAUCGUCGACCAAAAGCAUUCUAAUUCCCGAAGAGUGGGUGCCGGUGCAAAAGUACCACCAGAGAACGAAGAAGGAGAAGAAACAAGAGAGCUUGGCCCUCACGAUCCAGAGGGCUCGGGAGAAGGAGGCGGAAGAUAGGGCAAUUCGAGAGGAAGCUGCGCGGGAGGUUCGCGCCAGACUCUUCGGCAGUGUCUAUCUGAACGAGGAGGUGAGCAGCCGUUUUGUGGGUAGGGAGCAAGAGGGCAAUGAAUCAGCCGACGAUGACGGUGUUGGCAGAAAUGCCGAAGCCAAGGAUUCAUCGGAAGAAUCCGAAAGCGAAGCGGAGGCUAUUAUUGCUGAUUUUCGAGCAGAAGAGGCGCAGAGGGUGUCAGGGAGAGCUCGUCCUAGGGAUUAUCGCAGUGGGUUAGAAUUCAGCUCUUUGGAGGAGGUCGCUGAGAGGUUGAGAGAAGUCCCGGAGACUUCCGCCAGCAGUAGCAGCAGCAGUGAGGAAGGGAGCAAUGGAAGUGUUGUCGAUGAUGAGCCCCUCAUUGUUCGGCUGAGUGCGGAGGAGAAAGCAUUGCUGAAAAACAGGAACUUGAAUUUUGCAACGAUCAGCUCGAAGUCUUGGAGUCCUCUGCACACUCUGGCAGCAGCAGGGCAGGUUUAUUUGGCUGCUGAGAUCAUAAAGAGGGGCGUGCAGGUGGAUGCCGUGGAUAAGGAGGGGUUCACCCCGCUUCACAGGGCAAUUCAGAGUGGCCGGAAGAUGAUUGUGAGACUGCUCUUGAAGGCAGGAGCGAAUCCGCACGUUCGAGACAAAGAUGGAGCCACAUUGCUGCAUUACGCCGCGCAAACAGGCAGUCAUGAAAUUGCGAAGCUUCUGCUGCGAGACGAUAUUGAUGUGAAUGCAGCUGACAACGAUGGAUGGACACCCCUUCACGUGGCAGUGCAAAGCGGGAGGACCGAGUUGAUUAGAUGCUUGGUAAAUCGAGGGGCCGACAUGAAUCAGGCGAAUAACGACGGAAAUAGUCCGUUAGAUUUGUCUUUGUCAUUUGGAAAUUGUUUCAGGUUUUAUGACACCAUUAAGUUUAUGAAGCGUAAAGAAGCUCAAAGCCAGUUGAGAAGAAAGGUUCGUGACAAUGAAGGUUUUGACAAUUAAUUAGGCUAGUUCUGUGAUUUCUCUUAUAUCUGUUGGUUAGAUUCUCAACUUGUUAGAUAUAGUUCGAAUCUUGGACUUUGAACAUUCAUACGGAAAUCUUUGUAGAGUUCACUACGUUAUAAACUUCGUGAGUUCACGGAAGUUUUAUAGCGACGUAAAUAUAGAUGAAAUCGAUCCUCUUUGGACCAUGA